Molecule: messenger RNA, 3986 nt
Organism: Coregonus sp. 'balchen'
Lineage: Eukaryota; Metazoa; Chordata; Actinopteri; Salmoniformes; Salmonidae
Source: the annotation of a GenBank genome assembly
AUGCUCUUAGUUAUCCCUUCAGGCAAGAAGAAGCGAGGGAGAGAGUCGGGCUCCUACUCCGGGGAGGUGAGGACGAACGAGGGAGGAGAAGGAGUGAAGGAGAGCGCCCCCCAGCCUCCGGACAUGAACCCUGUAAUCAACGCUACGACGGGCAGCACCAACAUGGCCCUCAUCAGUAGCGCCCUGGCAGCCUACAACUACAUAGCAGGUACAGCAACGUUAUAGCAAGUACAGCAACGACCACACAACGUUACAGCAACAUAGCAGGUACAGCAACAUUCAUUCACACGACGUUGAACCAACAUAGCAAGUACAACAUUCACACAAUUUACACCUUUAUAGAAGGUUGAACGUUCACUCAACCUACAGCUUCAUAGCAGGUACAGCCACAGUCACAUAACAUUACAGCAACUUUGCAUGUACAGCAACAUUCCCACAAUCUCUGAUGACCGUGAAGUAGAGAAGAGGUUAGUAUUGGGCUGUGAGGGUGUUAAGAUCAACACUUGUUGAUGCUAGGGUCCUGUAGUGGGUUGACAUUGCUACUUCAGUGUAUACUUUCUGCUAGGGUGGAUGUGAGUGGUGCAGCCGUUAAUCUAGACUGAGGUUCCCUCUCCACAGUGACUGAGAGGACGUAAAUACUGGCUGGAGGAAUGCAGACUUAGAGCAGAGAUGGGUCCCCCUGUAACUUCCACCACACACACACACACACACACAGCCACACUCUCACACGCACAUACACUGAGUAUACCAAACAUUAGGAACACCUUCCUAAUAUUGAGUUGAACAACCCCCACCCCCCACUUUACCCUCAGAACAGCCUCAAUUCGUCGGGGCAUGGACUCUACAAGGUGUCGAAGGCAUUCCACAGGGAUGCUGGCCCAUGUUGACUCCAAUUUUUCCCACAGGAGUGUCAAGUUGGCUGGAUGUUCUUUGGGUGGUGGACCAUUCUUCACAUGGGAAACUGUUGCAGUUCUUGACACAAACCGGUGCUCCUGGCACCUACUACCAGACCCCGUUCAAAGGCACUUAAAACAUUUUGUCUUUCCCAUUCACCCUCUGAAUGGCACACACACACAGUCCAUGUCUCAAUUGUCUCAAGGCUUAAUAAUGCUUAUUUAACCUGUUGUCACGAUCGUCUAAUGAGGAGGACCAAGGCGCAGCGUUGAAAGUGAACAUAGUAUUUAUUAGACUGAUCACACGAUCAAAAUAACUGACGAAAACGUGAUGUCUCUGGUUACAUACACAAACCAAAAUGAGAACAAGAAACCACAACACAAAGUGAAAAGCCAGACAGUUAAAUAUGGCUCCCAAUCAGAGACAACCAGCUGACACUCGUUGCCUCUGAUUGGGAGUCACUCAGGCCAACAUAGAUAUACAAACAUAGAAUCACACACCCUGGCUCAACAUAACAUAGUCCCCAGAGCCAGGGCGUGACAGUACCCCCCCCCAAAGGCGCGGACUCCGACCGCGCCAAACAACCACAACAGGGGAGGGACCGGGUGGGCACUCCGCCUCGGCGGCGGAUCCGGCUCCGGACAUGACCCAGGCACGGGUUGUGCUGGACUGACGACACGCACCCCUGGCUUGGUGCGUGGAGGAGGAACGGGCCUUACCAGGCUGACGACGCACACCGUAGGCUUGGUGCGUGGAGCAGGGACAGGCCGGACUGGGCUGGACUGACGAAGCACACCACUGACUUGGUGCGGGGAGCAGGAACGGGCCGAGCCGGGCUGACGAUGCGCACCACAGACUUGGUGCGGAGAGCAGGAAUGGGCCGGACUGGGCUGGCGACGCGCACCACAGACUUGGUGCGGAGAGCAGGAAUGGGCCGGACUGGGCUGGCGACGCGCACCACAGACUUGGUGCGGAGAGCAGGAACGGGCCGGACCGGGCUGACGACGCGCACCACUGACUUGGUGCGGGGAGCAGGAAUGGGCCGGACCGGGCUGACGAAACGCACCACUGACUUGGUGGGAGUAGCAGGAACAGGCCGGACCGUACUGGGAACACACAUCACUGGCCCUACGUGGGGAUCAGGAACAGGCCGGACCGGACUGGCAACACACGCCAGUACCUCUCGCCGUGCCUCUACAUCCUCCUUCCCCCUGGUGACCAGUGACUCCCGUAACCUGGCCGCCUCCUGCUGCCCCGUCGUCCACGGCGUUAGCCCCCCCCUAAAAAAUGUAUGGGCUUCACGCCUACCCGUGGCCAAGGCCUCCAUCCCUCUCGCCAGACUCUCACCCCACUGCUCCAAAGUCCAACCUCUCUCCUCUUCGCUUGGCUUGGCCCAGUCGAGACUCCUACUCCACUGCUCCCAAGUCCAUCCUCUCUCUUCUUCACGCUGCUUGGUCCUGUUAUGGUGGUUUCUUCUGUCACGAUCGUCUAAUGAGGAGGACCAAGGCGCAGCGUUGAAAGUGAACAUAGUAUUUAUUAGACUGAUCACACGAUCAAAAUAACUGACGAAAACGUGAUGUCUCUGGUUACAUACACAAACCAAAAUGAGAACAAGAAACCACAACACAAAGUGAAAAGCCAGACAGUUAAAUAUGGCUCCCAAUCAGAGACAACCAGCUGACACUCGUUGCCUCUGAUUGGGAGUCACUCAGGCCAACAUAGAUAUACAAACAUAGAAUCACACACCCUGGCUCAACAUAACAUAGUCCCCAGAGCCAGGGCGUGACACCUGUCUAAUCCCCUGAUUGAAGUCGAUUUAACAAGUGACAUCAAUAAGGGAUCAUAGCUUUCACAUGGAUUCACCUGGUCAUUCUGUCAUGGAAAGAGCCGGUGUUCUUAAUGUUUUGUAUACUCAGUGUGUAUCCACACAGGCAUGCACACACGCGCACACACAGCCACACUCUCACACACACAUAUACACACAUAUACACACACACACACACACACAGUACAUCCGUCCUCGUCCGUCACCUGCUCCAUCCAGCUGCUAAAACACACAGAGGAGAGAGGGAGGAGAAAGAGGGAGAGAGAGAGAGAAAAGUAUUUCCUGUUUCUAUACCUCCUACUCUUACGGCUAAAUAAACACACUUACUGGUGAAGUAACUGUACCGUACACACAAUCAGAUAACCAUACAGGACACUCAGUCCAAUAACCAUACCAUACAGGACACCGUCAGAUUACCAUACAGGACACUCAGUCCGAUAACCAUACCAUACAGGACACAGUCAGAUUACCAUAAAGGACACAGUCAGAAAACCAUACAGAACACACACUGUACUGGAUGUACAUAGGCCUGAGGGCCCUCCCUCCCUCUAUCAGACUGUGUGAUCUUCCCCUGUGAUUUAACCACUAUUGUCUGUCCCAGUCUCUGUGGUCAUGGGAGCAGAAGUGAAGAUGCUUUCAUUUCAAGCCAAUCUCUCUGUGUUCAAAAUUGUUUCACUGAGCAGUUGUGUAAGGCCAGCAUGUGUGAGGCAAGCAAAACAGGCUAAGCAAGUCAGAGUUAAAUUAGUUUUUGCUUUCAAAGGCAACACCUGUACUUGAAAUGAAUGAAUGAACUACAUAUGAACUAUGAGUAAUUUGUCUCUAUAUAUGAUAGUAUUUGACUCUCUCUCUCUCUCCCUCCCUUUCUUCCUCCCUGUCUCCAGACCACCCAGAGCGUGCAGCUCUCUACUUCUUGUGUGGCGUGUGCCUGGGCCUCUUCUUUACCCUCUUUGCUCUGGUGGUCCAGAUCUCCUGCCGCACUGACUGCCAACCCCGCCGUCGCCCCGGCACCACCACCAAGAAGCGCCCGCGACCUGCCGACUCCUCGUCCGACUCCAGAGACUCGGACUCGGACUGGGACACCACGUCGGACCUGUCGGCACGCCGCCACCGCCGCUUCGAGCGCACGCUCAACAUGAACGUGUUCACGUCAGCGGAGGAGCUGGAGCGCGCGCAGCGGCUGGAGGAAAGGGAGAGGAUCAUACGAGAGAUCUGGAUGAACGGUCAACCGGAUAUACCCGGGACGCGCAGCCUCAACCGCUAUUACUGA